This is a messenger RNA of Botrytis byssoidea, 969 nucleotides long. RefSeq lists its product as uncharacterized. The record is from RefSeq and is a predicted model, not a curated record. The transcript has 3 exons. NCBI's taxonomy places the organism in Eukaryota, Fungi, Ascomycota, Leotiomycetes, Helotiales, Sclerotiniaceae. The coding region runs from base 1 to 969 and encodes 322 amino acids.
AUGGUAGAGCGCAAGCUUGUAAUCCAUGAUGGUCGGCCUGAGGAUCGUCAAGUAGCUGUCACUAAACUCGAGAAGAAAAAGGAACAGCUUAUCUAUGAUCAUCUCUGGAAGGUAUUUGAUGGAUAUGCUCUUGUGCAAGAUCGUAUCGCGCUCAUUACUAAACCUGGCGGGGAGUUUGUCAAUGACCGGACCAUCACUCUGUUAGAUGAUGGCCUACAUAACUCCAGUAAUCGCUACCUGCGAUAUCAGUUGACCUCGAAUGUGGCAAUUUGCAAUCAGGAAUUAUCAACACCCAAAAACAACCAAGUAGAAAUUGACAAAUUUUCUGAUUCUUUGUUGUCCGCUUCCUCGUCCUGUUCGUUGACCAAUACCUUCGACGGUGAAAGUGGUGAUGAAAACACCCCAGUUGAUAACUGCGAGCUGUCUUCAGAUUGGUUAAUGGAUUUCGACAACCUGCCCCUUCAGAUACCUGCUCUAGAAGCCAAAAAGCGCCAGAGUGUUGAAGCCGCAGCAGGUUCGACUACUAUGAAAUGGAAAUCUGCUAGAGUCAUCGAAAGCAGAGAGGGAGCUAUCCAAUCUCGGGAAGCCCACCUUGAUAAAAUGGAACAGGAUAUCACCGCACGUGUUGCAGAACUACAAGCUCGAGAGUCCGACAUCGAUUUCCAUGAGCAAGAAUUCAAUACACGUCUCUCAACAGUUAUGACAAGGGAGAAUGACAUGGAGAUUCGUGAACGCGAAUUACUCGCUAGCUGGACCCAAUACAGCAAACUCUUCUCAGAAGCACAAAAUAUCAAAUUUGACCUCAAUGAUAGAGAAUUUGACCCGGAUCAGCGAGAAUCUAGGGUUGAACAGGGAGAAGCUGCUAAUGCGUACUCGAGAAAAUUACACGAGCAAAAAUCACUGCAGAGCUUAAGUGUCGAAUUCUCGAUGCCGAGUCACUCGAAGAAUCUAUUGAAAUUCGCAAUGUAG